AUGGAUAAAAAGCAGCAGAAACCAUUGUUACUUCAUACUGUAGGUUUAGAAGUUCAGGAAGUUUACAGGAGACAAUUGAAGGGAUCACAAAUCCAUUUGCUCAUCAAGCAAAUAUGUACUUUGAAUGUUAUUAGCUCAUCGAAGCCUCGCAGGAAUCAGGAGUUGAGGCAAAAACCCUCACGACAACUAAAUUCAAGCUAUCAUGUGUGCAGCAGGCAUUUCUCCACCAAAAAAUACCUUCAUCCAGCUUCUGACAAACUUUGCCACAAUGCCUGCCCAGAUCAACAUGUAGAAGGUUCUACUAGCUGCACCAGAUCAGAUGUUGACCCUAUAAAGACAAAUACACCAAUAGAUUUACACCACCAAGCAAAUUAUGCAUCAAACUGGUUGCUGACCUAUCCACACGAGAAUUUGCACAACCUUGAAUAUGGGUUCAUCUAUCAACUGACCAGGGAAAAUUCCAAAGAAGAUUAUGAAAAUAUUGAAUUAAGUGAAAAUGUUCAAUCAGAUAUUGAAUUUACUGAUGGUUAUCCAAAGGAUACUGGCAGUGAAGUGCACAGUAAUGCCACAGUAACAAGCAUUAUGGAUAAUAUUAGUUUUAUUGCUACAAGUGUUAGUCCUACUACAACUAUUAUGACUGCUAGACCUACAUUUGCUACUAAUACUGCUACUACUACUACAUCUCCUCCUACUGCUGCUACUACUACAACUACUAAUAAUGAUGAUGUUGAUUGUAGCAUUCUCAAUGGAAAUGACAAUUUACAAAAGCCUGAAAUACAGUAUGAGACCAUACAAUUAGGGUUACAUGAAGAAGGAGAACCAACAUUCACAACCAUAAAAUCAAAUGGUAAGAUGUUACCAUGA
Macrobrachium nipponense is the source of this 864-nucleotide messenger RNA. RefSeq lists its product as uncharacterized. NCBI's taxonomy places the organism in Eukaryota, Metazoa, Arthropoda, Malacostraca, Decapoda, Palaemonidae. The transcript has 6 exons. The coding region runs from base 1 to 864 and encodes 287 amino acids. The record is from RefSeq and is a predicted model, not a curated record.